UGUUAGUUUGUCAGUCCACUUGUAACGAUCGAAGAGCGGUGAACAUCGAGGAGAGGUCGUGGAGGAAUUUACCAUCUUAGCCACCAUCGCCGUUCGCCAAUUACACCAUGGCUGAUACCGAAAAGGCGCCGCAGCCGCAGCCCCAACAGCAGCAGCAACCUGAACAACAACCACAAAAUCAGCAAGCUAAGGCGGCUAAACAAAAGCAGGUCAUUGCUGAAAAGGUUUCGGGCACUGUAAAAUGGUUUAACGUCAAGAGUGGAUAUGGUUUCAUCAAUAGGAAUGACACGAAAGAGGAUGUAUUUGUACACCAGACGGCGAUCGUCCGUAACAACCCACGUAAGGCUGUGCGCUCGGUCGGCGACGGCGAGGCGGUGGAGUUCGCCGUGGUGGCCGGCGAGAAAGGCUUUGAAGCAGCCGGAGUGACCGGCCCCGGCGGUGAGCCGGUCAAGGGCUCGCCCUACGCUGCCGACAAGCGUCGCGGCUUCCCACGCCAAUUCUACCCUCGGCCUGGAGGCGGACGUGGUGGCGAGGGCGCUCCCCGCAGAGGUGGCAUGGGACGUCGUGGACCCCCACCCAAUCAAGGGGGCGCGCAGGGGGAUGAAGGCCAAGAAGGUGGAGGUCCACCGCAGCGUAGCUACUUCCGUCGCAAUUAUCGCGGAGGACGCCGCGGUGGCGCUCCACGGCCCAUGUACCGUGGCGGGUACCGGUACGUGCGCCCGCGCAAUAAUCAGGGCCAAAAUCCAAACCAAGGUCAAGGCCCUCGGCAGAAUGGUCAGGAGGGAGAAGUUCAAGCUUCUGCUUCCACGGCGCAGGUACAGACCAAGGGCAAAGCUAACAAGGCCGCGGGUACCACCAUCGAGACCACCACUAAUGAAAGCCAGGCUUGACCCGCCGGCCUUCUCACAGUGUGGCACGCCCCUAGUAGUGCAUGUAAAUUCCAGCCGUGCCACACACCAUCACAACUUACUGUCUGUCUAUUCAACUAAAGAGUGUUUCGUUGCAUCAUUGCAAUCGGUGAUCAGAUCAUUGUACACCAGUUUUAUGUGUAGAGGUAACUUUGUUAAAGGGGGUGUCACAAGUGGAACUGCAUAAUAUCAUGGAUCAGAGAUGUGAUAUUUUUAUUAUUUUAUAAUAUGUUGUAUACCAUUUGGUGGCGGCUGGGCGGCGAACGAUAGUAUAAAAUUAUAUUUUACUAUUUAAUCAAUAUUAUGGCUCGCCGCACGCAUAUGCCUCUAUUAAAUUGCGUGUUUUAAUAUUAAAAGGUUUUUGAUGAUUAUUGGUAUACCUGUAAAAUAUAAAAUGUCCUCUAAAAUGAGAAGUUGUGCAAUUUUAAAUUAUAAUAUAUAUGUAUAUGUAUUGAGAAAUGAUAUGCAGGUUCCGAGGCCCCAAGAGGAUCUUAUAUUUUUAAAGUCAUGUGAAUUUAUUUUUAUCAACUUCUACAAGUUUUUAAUUAGUGCAUCAUUUUUCUAAAAUUUUAGUUGUACUUGUAACUUUAACACUCAGUGAAUUAAACUUCUUUUUACCUGUG
Messenger RNA from Vanessa atalanta (red admiral), 1531 nucleotides. RefSeq names its product Y-box factor homolog (gene yps). Lineage: Eukaryota; Metazoa; Arthropoda; Insecta; Lepidoptera; Nymphalidae. Gene Ontology annotation, biological process: regulation of gene expression. The record is from RefSeq and is a predicted model, not a curated record. The coding region runs from base 108 to 890 and encodes 260 amino acids. The transcript has 5 exons. Gene Ontology annotation, cellular component: nucleus. Gene Ontology annotation, molecular function: nucleic acid binding.